CUUCUUCUUCUUGACAACGCUUUCAGUUUCGAACUGAUUCUUCUUCUCCUUUUCCCCUUGAGCAAGUUUAGUAAAAGUCCCAAACCUUUUGCUUUUCAUCAAGCUCAGGAAUCGACUCUCGUCAAAACCCAACCAAAAUCACGGCCCCAUCAAUUCCGGCGACCAUGUUGCUCAGAAUUCGCAGCAGAGACGGCCUGGAACGACUCACAGUCGAAAACCCACACGCCACGGUGGCCCAACUCAAAGCCUUAAUCCAAACCAACCUUCGAAUUCCUCUGGAGAACCAAACCCUCUCCACCAACCAAAACCUUCUUCUGGCGAAGAGCGCCGACGACCUCACUCGCUUCACCGACAUGGCCAACCCUAACACCCCUCUAUCGGCGCUUAAUCUCGCUCAUGGUUCGAUUGUUUUCUUGGCCUACGAGGGCGAGCGGACCGUCGCCGGGCCCAAUUUCCAGCCGGCGGGGUCGUUCGGCCGGAAGAUGACCAUGGACGACCUCAUCGCCAAGCAGAUGAAGGUCACGCGCCAGGAGACUCCGCAUUGCGAGCUCGUCUCGUUCGAUCGCGACUGCGCCAACGCGUUCCAGCACUACGUGAACGACACGCUCGCCUUCGCCGUGAAGCGGGGAGGGUUCAUGUUCGGCACGGUGUCGGAGGAGGGCAAGGUGGAGGUGGAUUUCAUCUACGAGCCGCCGCAGCAGGGGACGGAGGAGAAUCUGACGCUUUUCCGGGACCCGGAGGAGGAGAAGGCGGUGGAGGCGAUUGCGUUAGGGUUGGGGAUGAGGAAGGUCGGGUUUAUAUUCACACAGUCGGUUGGGCAGGACACCAAGGACUAUACAUUGUCGAAUAGGGAGGUGCUUCAGGCGGCGGAGUUUCACGCCGAGAGUGGGUUGAAGGAGUGGGUGACUGCAAUGGUGAAGUUGGAGGUGAAUGAGGAUGGUGCUGCUGAUGUGCAUUUCGAAGCUUUUCAGAUGAGUGAUAUGUGUAUUAGGUUGUUUAAAGAAGGGUGGUUCGAGACUGAGAUUGGGGAGGAUCAGGAUCCCAAGUUGUCCAAGAUGAAGAAGGAUGUUGUUGUUGGAGUGAAGGAUGUUAGAGAAGUGGACAAUGAUUUCUUCUUGGUGGUGGUAAAGAUCUUCGAUCACCAGGGGCCUCUUUCAUCCACCUUUCCCAUUGAGAAUCGUAUCACCCCAGUGACGUUGAGGGCUCUGAAAACCCAUAUGGACCGUGCUAAGAGUCUUCCAUAUGUGAAGCGAAUUGCAGAUUUUCAUUUGAUGCUUUUACUUGCAAGGUUUUUAGACGUAAAUGCUGAUGUUCCUGCUUUGGCCGAGUGUGUCCGUACACAGUCAGCCAUACCAGAAGGCUACCAGUUACUAAUUGAGUCGAUGGCCAAUUCUUCUUAAUGCUGCUUUGUGUACCCCUAGGGAAAUUGAUACAUUCUAUGAUCUAAAUGGUUAUGGCCAACCAAUGAUCCUUUACUGUGGUUAGCUGCGAUGCAGUAAUCCAUGUUGCUUUCUGGUACCAUGUAUCACUCAAAAGAUGGCUUUGCUCCUCAGUAGGUUCAUGUUAUAACAUGUUUUUGCACAGGAGCUUUUAUAAGUUAUGUACCCUUAACAUUCAAGUGUUAUAUUGCAUCAAAUAGUAUGGAUA
This is a messenger RNA of Rosa rugosa (rugosa rose), 1647 nucleotides long. Its product is annotated as NPL4-like protein 1. Gene Ontology annotation, biological process: ubiquitin-dependent protein catabolic process. Lineage: Eukaryota; Viridiplantae; Streptophyta; Magnoliopsida; Rosales; Rosaceae. The coding region runs from base 165 to 1400 and encodes 411 amino acids. Gene Ontology annotation, molecular function: ubiquitin protein ligase binding; ubiquitin binding. The transcript has 2 exons. Gene Ontology annotation, cellular component: nucleus. The record is from RefSeq and is a predicted model, not a curated record.